This is a messenger RNA of Salvia hispanica, 1177 nucleotides long. RefSeq names its product thaumatin-like protein 1. The record is from RefSeq and is a predicted model, not a curated record. NCBI's taxonomy places the organism in Eukaryota, Viridiplantae, Streptophyta, Magnoliopsida, Lamiales, Lamiaceae.
CAAGAUAGAUUGCUUAAGAUUCCUGUCCCACUCACUCCUCUCCACUCAUCACUAGCUUCGCCAUCGCCACCCUCCCUCCUUCAAUUCAUCCACCCAAUUUUAGGGGAGGAGCAGCUCCACCACCACCCUUCACCUAGCUAUUAUUAGCCAUUCAUUUUAUUGCUCUCAUCCUACAAAAUUAAAUGGCUUCUUCCUUAAAUAUCCUCUUCAUCACUCUCCUCCUCCACCUCUCCCAAGCCAAGGGUGCAACAUUCACAUUUGUAAACAAAUGCUCACAAACAAUUUGGCCAGCAAUUCUAGGAGCUCCGCAGCUCGAAACCACAGGCUUCGAGCUCCAGAAAUCCGGUUCGCGCGCCUUCCAGGCACCAACCGGCUGGUCCGGCCGCUUCUGGGGCCGGACCGGCUGCAAUUUCGAUGAAACCGCCCACGGCUCCUGCCAAACCGGCGACUGCGGCUCCGGCCAAUUGGAGUGCAACGGCGCCGGCGCCACCGCCGCCACGCUCGCCGAAUUCACCCUCGGCUCCGGCUCCAUGGACUUCUACGAUGUCAGCCUCGUCGACGGCUACAACCUCCCGAUGCUCGUCGAGCCCGGCGCCGGCGGAUCGGGGCAGUGCGCGUCCACCGGCUGCCUCGAGGAUCUCAACCAGAGGUGCCCGGCGGAGCUGAGGGCGGGGAGCGGCGGCGCGUGCCGGAGCGCGUGCGACGUUUUCAACACGCCGGAGUACUGCUGCAAGGGCGAGUACGGAUCGCCGGCGACGUGCAAGCCGUCGGCGUACUCGCAGGCGUUCAAGAGCGCGUGCCCUAAGUCGUACAGCUACGCCUACGACGACGCCACCAGCACCUUCACCUGCACCGCCGCGGAUUACGUCAUCACCUUCUGCCCCUCCCACUCCAGCCAAAAAUCAUCAAAAUCGGAUGAUGCUGCCAGUAGCAGUACCACGACGGAUGAUUCCGGGUCGGAAACCGGAUCCGGGUCGGUGCAGGAGGCGAUUUUGGCGGACGGAUCUUGGUUGGCGGAUUUGGCAACGGGGGACUCGAGUCCUAGUGCCACACUGCAAGCAUUGCUGGCACUUAUUGUUGUACAUCUAGCUGUUUCACUUGUACUUUUUCAAUUGUAACAUUUGUUUUUUAGUGUUAGUGAUCAUAAUCGGAAAAGGAAAGCUACGAUUUAUGUCAA